AUAGCUACUUAUAUAAUUGUACAUAUUUAAACGAUAUUGAGAGUAACGAUCACCGAAAUAUUGGAAGAUAUAGGGAGUCUCGGUAUUAUUGGAUGGUUUGUGGCUGAAUUUACCACUGACAACAUUAAAGUAAAUUAAUUUAACUCAUUUUUUUUUUAUAGGUCCUUAAAACCUUUAAAAUGUCGUUCAUCGAGAUCGCGUUUCAAGCAGAAGUGAGUCGGUUCGAAGAUUCGGAGUUUGAGGAGCACGCGAAAAGGCAUUGCAAUGAAGAUCCCGAUACUAGGGGUAAAGCGAUCGAAGAGUUGCGACGGAUGAUCCGAGAUCGAGGUGAAUGUCAUCCGCGACGAAUGGACGACGCUUAUUUACUGCGGUUUCUGAGGUGUCGCAGAUUCAUACCCGCACUGGCACACAAAUUGAUGGUGCGUUACGAAGACUUUCAGCGGCACAACGCUUAUUUAUACGACUGUGAGGCGUUCGACCUUACGAGGGUGAAGCACGUGUACGCCGGGGUUCUGCCGGAGAGCCCUGACAAUGGACGCAUCAUUCUCAUGAGGUUUGGUCGUUGGGACACAAACGCGGUGGAUGUUGUCGACGUGGUUCGUUGCGCUUUGCUGAUGGAUGAGAUAGCGGUGAUGCAGCCGAAGAUACAGAUCUUAGGAGUCACUAUUAUAGUGGACCUCGAAGGACUGAGCCUAAGGCAUGUUGCGCAACUCACCCCUACCGUAGCUAGUCAGAUCGUCAGCCUUAUGGGGGUAUCGUUUCCAUUACCAAACCACAGUCUACACAUCAUAAAAUACAACUGGAUCCUUCACUCCAUCUUUUACGUAUUUAAGCAGUUCAUCCCGCAGGCCGCUUGGAACCGACUUUAUUUCCAUGGCAACGACAUGAGCUCCCUCCACAAACACAUAGACCCACAGUACCUGCCGCCCGAGUACGGCGGCAGUUGUCGCUACGUAAUAUCAACGGAAAAAUGGAUCUCCAAAAUAAACGAGUACAAAGACGAUUUUGUUGUUAAAGAAUUAAGAGAAUUAGGUUAUACUGUUAGAACAUAAAUGGAAAUAAAAGGCUGAAAUUAA
Messenger RNA from Trichoplusia ni (cabbage looper), 1076 nucleotides. RefSeq names its product clavesin-1-like. NCBI's taxonomy places the organism in Eukaryota, Metazoa, Arthropoda, Insecta, Lepidoptera, Noctuidae. The transcript is spliced from 5 exons. Gene Ontology annotation, molecular function: phosphatidylinositol bisphosphate binding. The record is from RefSeq and is a predicted model, not a curated record. Gene Ontology annotation, cellular component: membrane. Bases 180 to 1052 code for a protein of 290 amino acids.